Molecule: messenger RNA, 753 nt
Organism: Nerophis lumbriciformis (worm pipefish)
Lineage: Eukaryota; Metazoa; Chordata; Actinopteri; Syngnathiformes; Syngnathidae
Source: RefSeq, a predicted model, not a curated record
AUGCGCUAUGAGAACAAGGUCGCUUUGAUCACCGGUGGCACGACGGGCAUCGGACUCGAAGCAGCGGUACGACUCGCCGCCGAGGGUGCCUCGGUCGCCAUCACGGGUCGACGGCCCGAUGUCGGCAGCGAUGCACUUGCAACCAUCGAAUCAUCGGGCGGCACUGUGACCUUCAUCCAAAGCGAUGUUUCCAUUGCCGCGGACGCCGAGCGCAUGGUUGCCGAGACCGUCGCCACCUAUGGCCGGCUCGACGUUGCGGUCAACAACGCUGGCAUUGGCGGCCAGUUCACGCGCACCCACGAGAUGGACGAAGACUACUUCGACGACGUCAUCCGCAUCGACCUCAAGGGCGUAUGGCUCUCGAUGAAGUACGAGCUGGCAGCAAUGCUCGAUCAGAGAUGCGGCAGCAUCAUCAACAUUUCGUCGGUCGCGGGCAUCAAAGCCGGACCCAUCACCGGUGCCGCUUAUGUGGCGGCCAAGCAUGGUGUUGUCGGACUUACCCGCAUCGCCGCCGCCGAGUACGCGGCCGAUCAGAUCCGUGUCAAUUGCCUCGCACCGGCGGUGAUCGAGACGCCGUUGGCUGCCAAAUCCUUCGCCGACCCCGAUCUGCGGGCAAUAGUCGAAGCGAAGCAUCCGAUCGGACGCGUCGGCACGCCGAGCGACGUCGCCGCGGCCGUUGCCUAUCUGGGCGCAGAUGAGGCAUCCUUCAUCACCGGCACGGUGUUUCCCAUCGAUGGAGGGUUCGUGUUGUGA